Drosophila willistoni is the source of this 2256-nucleotide messenger RNA. RefSeq lists its product as uncharacterized. Lineage: Eukaryota; Metazoa; Arthropoda; Insecta; Diptera; Drosophilidae. The record is from RefSeq and is a predicted model, not a curated record. Bases 464 to 1717 code for a protein of 417 amino acids. The transcript is spliced from 2 exons.
AUGCUAGUUUUAUACGAUUUGAAAGGGAUCUUUUGAUUACCUGCUUCUAUUGACUCACUUGCUAUAGACCCCGCGUAGGUUUAAUCCGGCACUGUAGACGAUGAGUCCAAACAAAGUUGCUUCACUAUUGAUAAAAACGGGAAACCCCCGUAGAUAGGGGCCUGAAAACGACAAUCAAACUGUACACAUACUUAUGUAUAUAAGAACUUUGCUCGAAAGCAAAUAAAUGAUAAACAUUACCAAUGUGUUGAGUUCUCACUUGUUAGCUAUAAAGUAUAACCCGAAUAGCACCCGAGUUGCCGAGUUGCCAAAGCGUUAAUACUGAGUCAGUUCCACGCUAUUCUCGGAGACGAGCAUACCUUAAUCGGAAUUGUCUAAAUCUGCUAAUAAAUAUUUGCAAUUUUUAAAGCACCUGACUCUUUUUUGUGAUUAUUAAUAAAUUUGUGCAAAAUUUGUUUACAAAAUGAAUGAAUCCGAAUUAUCGAAACUUGAUAACUACUCGUUGUUCGAAAUAUUCGAACAAAUUAAAUCCAAUUGUGAAAGGGAAAAUCCAAACAGCGCUAAUGUCAUCAAAUAUGCGGAUCUGUAUCAAUUUAUAACGACAUUUGAUUGGAUUUGUCGGCAGUUCUUUUAUUGGAAUGAGGAUCUAUAUAACACACUUGCAAUUGCCCAAUACAAGCCUCCAAAUUCAACUAUUAAUUUGGGAGAAAUUUAUUGCAAAUUGCAGAGACUGACACAAGUGCAACAAGAAGAAUUUUUUAAAUUAUCCAUUAAUGAUAUAGUUGAAAACUCACAGAUAAUGGAAGUCUCUAUAAUAUAUACAACAGAUACAUACAAUACGAAUCAUUUGGAAUUUUUUGAACAGAUUAUGAACUUACUUUCAAAGAAACGCUAUUUGAAAUAUCUGGAAAUAGAUAUGAAAGAAUAUACUCUGCCAAAUUUACCACAAUUUUACAAUCUCAAAAAACUGACUUUGAAUGUGAAAAUAAAUGCUGAAGAAUUGAUCGAGUAUUGUAUAUCCAAUCCAAAUUUAGAGUGCCUGACUAUCAAGAAUAAUGAAAUGUAUGGUAGAUUGGCCGACAUUGCUCUAGAUGGCAAAUGCCUGCAAAAUUUGAAUACAUUGAAUUUUCUUAUGAAACCAGAUAUCGAUGCUGCAGAAUAUGCUCCUUUGGCAGGAUUACCAAAGCUACAGGAGUUAACCAUACGUGGAAAACAUAAAGCUGAAUCGCUGACCCAUCUCUUCAGCCGUUUGGCUGAAAAAAGCUUACUACGUAGUCUAUCUAUAGAGGAUGCCGACCUGAGUGAUGCAGAGAUUAAGCUCAUCUCACUGAUACAUUCCUUGUCAAACGUAGAAUGUGGUGUCAUCGAACCAGAAAGUAUUGGCCAUCUGAAACAGUUAAAUAAACUUUAUUCUAUCAGAAUAACAUCAAAAUAUAAUAUUCCAAAUAUAUUAUCAGAAAUAUGGAAGUUGCUAAAGUCUAUUCAACAUACAAUAAUAAUAUAUUUCCAGUCUGUAAUAAUUAACUACCUGCAGUAUAAAGAACGAUUGAAUCGAUUAGAUAUCAAAUGCAGCAUGUUGUAUUCAGAUGUUCAAUUGAAUUUAAACGAUAUUCCGCAAAUGGAGUAUUUUUUAAGAUAUUUUCCGAACACGGAGAUUACUUUAAAACAAUAUCCAACGAACUGGCCAAGAGACUGGAACUCACUUUUGCCAAAAUAAUUUUACAUGUUCCAAACUCUUUUACUGUGUCUCAACUCAACCUUUAAAUAACCUUCUAAGCAUCACUUUGCCCCUUUCUAUUUUGCUAUUCUCCAUUUAAGCCAAGCGGUUUUUUGCAUAGUAUAUAACUUCUGUUCUAUUCGUCCGAUCUUAUUCAAAUUUUGGGAUAUUGUAUUUCACAAACUCUCUCGUUACUGAAUUUCAUGAAGAUAGUCUAACUCAAUCACCGAUUUUUUUAAAGCACUAAUUGAUAUAGUGGUCUGAUCUGGAAGAUUUUCAUAACAUAUCUCACAUGUUAUCUUACUUAAGUUUGUUUAUGAACUACGAAUGAAAAUAAAUUGAAUUUACCGUCGAAUGAUACACGUUUUAUAAAAAUCCAAUAAAAAGUAUAUAGUUUUCAAUGCGUUACAAAUAUGUGACUAAUUUUAAAAUAACCUCUGUACCCUUAAAAAUAAAGUAACCUCGAUGAAGUUAUAAAAAGGUGUCGUUUGUACCGGAUAUAAAUACAUUUACAAAAAAUCAAAUUAUUAAAGCUAAUA